GCGAAUGCACCAUUAAAUAAUUUGUAAAAAAAAAGUAACUGUCUCUGUUAUAAUCAAAUUUUCGAAUCUGUGGUGUGGGUCGUCAAUUUUAAAUUUUUUUGCAAAGUUGCACAUUUGUUUUGUCUUUUCAUUUUCGGCGUCUCCCUUGCUAUUUUCAUGUAUUUCUAUAAGAUGUAAUAUAAGUCAUCAUUCCUUAUAAUUGAUAUUAUCGAUUGAUAUUAUGGGAAUGUGGAAAUUCGACAAAAUUCUAUUUAGCCGAGCCCAUUUCCGGCGAGACGACAGUGGUGGCAGCAUGGCGUUGGAGUCGCGCGUGAAACAGGAGCCCCACGAUCAGGUUUCAGACCAUGGUGAGUUUUGCGACAUAACUCUAAGCAGUUUCCCGACUAUCCGCUCUAAACUUAUGUGAAUCGUACGCGAAAGCCGCAGGGGGGCACAAUCAGCGACUAAAUCAAGUCAAGGAAGGAGUCGCGUGUGAAGGAUUUUUGCACUAAACUAUAUAUACAAAGUGGACCUAUAUACAAAGAAAUAGAUUAGAAAGAGAGAGAUGUAACAUCAGUGUUACUCACUUCGGCCGCAGACUGAAUCCACGCGAAGGGCAGCAUGGCAAGCGGUUACAUGCGUCCAUUCCGUGGCCUUAUAGAUUUUUAAUAACUUAAAUUAUGAUAAUAUUGGCUUGUAGUAUUAUGUUUAUUAAGGAUUCAUGUCCAAAAUAAAAGCUUUUUAAAUUUUUUCUAACCCAAGAUGUCAAUCACUUAUUAAGAGAGAAACAGAAUUCACAGAUGAACAGAAGCUUGUGAAUAAGGAGCUUCUGAGCUUGGGGAAUGAGUGUAAUAUCAGUGAGGCGGCUAUGCUCGCCGGACUGUACAAGGAUCAUACAGUCAAGGAUGAGCUGGUGGUGGGUCCGGAGCAUCCUCAUCGGCCCGAUGUAAUGCUGGUGGUACAUGGCUGGGCGUCAGCUGACGCUGAUGGCUGUCCCAACCCACCGGCGCUGGAGCGCCCCCGUGGACCAGAACUCGCGCUCCGGGACUGCUACGUGCGGCUCGAACGUCUCCAACACCACGAGGCACCCGCCGGCCACGAUGCCGCCGCACCGAACAGCGUUCAUACUAGCAAAUUUUAUACUGAAGAUGAAAUUUACACGAAAAAGAAAAAAGGGAAAGAAGUAAUAAUACCUUGUGAUAGGUUAGCUCUAAAGUCGGAUUUGAAAAAACAUGUCAAGAUACAUAUUCAAAAGUUAAGAAGCAUGACGAUGGAAAAAGACAAGCAUUGUGCUGCUGGGAGAGAUAAGAACAAAUCUUCUGGCGGCCGCAAACAGAGGUCAGCACGGGAGCGCGCCGCAAGCAAACUACAUACGCAGUGCUUUGUGAGAAUCGAGCGCCUCCCACACCAUGCGCUGCUCAGAUGUAACAUGCGGCCCGCCACAGCGCUCCGCCAAUCGCCACCCGUGAGUCACGCAGGGGAGCCCCCACUUGAUUCACCAAACAAAAGUAUAUCAAAGAAAAUAAAAACUAACACGAAAAAAUAUGUGUGCGACACUUGCCAUCGUACAUUUCUACAUCGAAAAUACUUAAUCCAACAUAUUAGACUUCAUCUAAGAAAAAAAUCAGAAUCGUCCAAAGUUAAAUACAUUAAAACAAACGGGAAACGCGAUGUUAAGCAUUGCGCGAAUAAAACUAAUUUAAAUCAGAUACAGAAACACGCGGUAAUCCCUUCUAGUGUUUCUAAAACACAGCCUGCGCUAUUGAGCAAUUCUACUCAGCAUAAAGAAGUUGACAUAAAAUCCUAUUCAUGCGAAAUAUGCAACGGACAGUUUGACAAAUUGUCCCAAUUUAAAAUACAUAGACGACUUCAUUUGGGUCUAAAUGUGUACACAUGCGAAGUAUGUGAAAAGAAGUUUGGCAAUUUGAACUCUUUCGAGGCGCAUAAAAGAGUACACAGUGGUGCGAAGCCUUACUCCUGCGACAUAUGCAGAAAGAGUUAUGCGCAAAUGAGCCACUUGAAUUAUCAUAAACGCGUACACACUGGCGAGAAACCGUUCGUGUGCAAGAUUUGUAAGAAACAGUUUACGUACAAGAGCGUCUUAACUAUACAUAUACGUAUUUGUCAUACAAAUAUAAAACCAUAUACGUGCAAAGUAUGUAUUAAACAGUUUAAAACCCAGAGUCAGUACAAAAGCCAUGAACGUGUACAUACUGGUGAACGACCGUACUCUUGCGAAAUAUGCCAUAAACGGUUCAAGCAUAAGCAUGCUUUAAUUGGACACGUGCUAUUACACACGGGGGAAAAGCCAUACCUUUGUGAAGUAUGUAAUAAGCGCUUUGCGCUUUUAAGGUAUUAUAGUUCACAUAAAUGCCGCGUUAAAAAGCCUUACUCGUGCGAAGUUUGUUCAAAGAAAUUUGCGCAUCCCUCUCAGUUGAAUGACCACAACAUUGUCCAUACGCGCGAAAAAUCUUAUUCAUGCGAGUUAUGCAAAGAGCAGUUUUUGUAUAGGAGCCAAUACAAGAGGCAUAACCUACGUCAUCACACUGUUGGGACGCACUAUUCGUGUGACGUAUGCAACAAGAUGUUUGUUUUGCGGCGCAGUUUUGAGGCACACAAACUAACUCAUACUGACGAAAAACCGUACUCGUGUGAACUGUGUGAACAGAAAUUUGCACAUAUAAAGGCAUUGAGUCAUCAUAAACAAGCCCACACUGACGCAACAUACUCUUGCGAUAUAUGCAAAAAAAAAUUCUCCCAUAAAUUAUCCUUGACUAGCCACAUAAGAGCGCACAUUGGUGAUAGGCCAUUCCUGUGUGACGUAUGUAACAAGCGAUUUAAGCACUUGAGCCAUUUGAAUAAGCAUAAACGAGUUCACAUGAAGAAUAAAACUUAUACUUGCAAAAUAUGUAAAGAAGUGUUUGCACAGUUGUACCGUUAUCAUAUACAUAGACGAAUUCAUUUGGGUGAAUUCUUAUAUUCUUGUGAACUUUGUGAAGAAAAGUUUAUACAUAAAAAUCGUUUUGAAUCACAUAAACGAAAGCACACUGGAGAACGACCAUACUCAUGCGAUAUAUGCGACAAGAAGUUUGCGGAAUCGAGUUAUUUAGUUGUCCACAUGCGAAUCCAUACUGGAAUAAAACCUUAUAAGUGCGACAUAUGCGACAAACGGUUUACACAAUGCGGUGACUGGAACAAGCACAAACGAGUACACAGUGGCGUAAAGCCGUACUCCUGCGACAUCUGUAAAAAACAGCUUGCGGAUUUGCGUGGCUUGAAUUAUCACAAACUUACUCACACUAGUGAAAAACCUUACUCAUGUGACAUUUGUGACAAAAAAUACGUUCAUCCAAAAACUUUGAGAGCACAUAGACGAACCCAUAGUGGCGUAAAACCUUAAUCAUGCGAAGCAUGUUAAAUUCGUUUUACGCAAUUCAAUACUUUAACGUGCCAUAAACAACGAAAUACUUGCGAAAUACCAUAGCUAUUCGUACAAGAGAAUAUGUCACUGUGAUGUCUGUGAUCUGCUUAUUUAAUACGAUAUUUUUUUAGCGAGAAAACGUUCUUAAUAAUAAUUUGUUUGUCGAGUUGUAUUUUACGUUAACCUUUUUCGCUUUACAUUAUGAAUGUAACUUGCACUAUGAAUAAAAUGACAAAUGUUAAUUGUUGUGUAUGUGCAUAUCUCAUUAACUUUAUAUUUUUUAUUUGUCACAGAUACGGUGUCGUUUGGUUGUUAACAAUACACUUAUGUAUUUUUGAAAUCAUAAUCAAAGCUGCCAAACCGGCCGCCAGGAAGUUUUUUUGUUUUCUUUUUUGUUGAUCAAUGUACAUUUAUAUACAGGGUGAUUCAUGAGACGUGAGCUGGACUAAGCCUACACAAUCAGUAAAUGUUAAUGAAUCGUUCACCAUCAUAUUUAAGUAAAACAAUCACGCUUUUUAUCUGUUAUUUAACUUUUUCUUAAGGACAAAUUUGAUUAUCUACAAUCAUGGACACCCUACAACACUUAAUUAACAAAGAUAAAACCUCUUUAACCGUUAUGACAGCACUUUGAUUAUGAAGAAAAUAAAAUGUCACACUUGAGUGAGAUACGAUUUUAUAAAAGUAACCAGACUCCGAUGACAUUCAAUUUGUCACUUAUUAUGGAUAAAACAAAGAGGGUGACCAUAAAUAUCGUAAAUAAAAUAAAACUCUUUUUUUUGAACAGUAAAAAUUAAAUUAACGUUAAUCUCACAAAUACUGGCACGAAACAGUUGCUGAUAAUUUACCGGAUAUGCAGGCUUGAUCCUGCUCACGUCUCCUGAAUCAUACUGUAUACUGAAAGCAGAUUAUGGAUUUGCUUAACGCCAUUGAUAGAUUUAUCUUUCUGUAAGAGUUGUGUAAUAUUGCUUCUGGAAGAAACACCGUGUAAACUAGGUGAUAGAUGUGCGAAUUUAAAGUACGCGAUUAUUGAAGAUUUUUAAGUUUCGCGAACAUACUCGGCGCGACGUCGGUGACGCACGUUGAAGCUUGCUCCUUUACCCCCUUAUUCAUAAACGUGUACAUCGUUUGUCCCUUUCCAUCAUACCAAUACGUCGGAAAGGGACAAACGAUGAUCAGCGGCAUCGUAACUUUAGUACACGUUUAUGAAUAAGGGGGUUAGUGUUUUUCAAACUUGAAUGGUAGGUUUUGAUAAUGAAAAAAGAAACGACUUUUUAUAAUUCUCGGUUAACAAAGGCCAUAUAAUCGAUUCUAUUUGUGACUAUUUAUAUUUUUAAGUAAACAUACCUUCACAAUUGGACGCGACUGAAAACAUUUGACAGAAGCGGAAUCGAUUCGUUCGAUAAGUAGUCAAACUCUAUUGCAUUAAUUAUAUAUUAAAAAAACUCGACAAUAUUAAAAUUAAUCUCUUUAUUUUUGUAACAUAACAAUAUAUAUUUUUGUGAUUUGUGUAUAUUAUAGUAAGAUAUUUUAAGUUACGAAGAUGUGUAUUUUUUUGUCCUAUUUGGAUUCAAGUUAUUUUUUUUUUAAAGGAUUGGUCUGAAACGUCAAUGGCAAUGAAAAAAAAAUCAAAUGUCACCCUACUUUGAAAAAGACUGUUCACGCGUUUCACCGGCGUCGGCCGUCGCUAUGUCGUCAACGGAGGAAAUUUCGUAUGGAGGAAAUGGCGGCUCGUAGCGGUGACAGGCGUCAGAUCGCCAACGAAUUUAUUUGGCGGUUUUAAAGUACGCGUACUUAGACUGACACACGAGCGAAAAAGGUCGUCGAGCCCUACGUUUGCGAACUUACUCGCACGUCUAUCACCCAUUUAAUAAUCAUCAUUUAGUUCUUUUCUGCAAGGUAAAGUUAUAUUUCAGUUGUAAGUUAGUUGCGCUAUUAGUUGAAGAAUAAUGUUGAAAUAAACAGUUGUUGUA
Cydia pomonella (codling moth) is the source of this 5370-nucleotide messenger RNA. RefSeq names its product zinc finger protein 431-like. Bases 848 to 3379 code for a protein of 843 amino acids. The record is from RefSeq and is a predicted model, not a curated record. The transcript is spliced from 4 exons. NCBI's taxonomy places the organism in Eukaryota, Metazoa, Arthropoda, Insecta, Lepidoptera, Tortricidae.